AUGACUCGAGAACAACACAAAUAUUGCGCAAAUAUCAUCAAGUCUUUAAAACAAUACAAACACGUUGGGCCUUUUCUUGAUCCAGUUGACCCAAUCAAACUUAAUGUACCUGACUAUUUUGACAUCAUCAAGACUCCUAUGGACCUCGGCACUGUUGAAAGGCGAUUAAAUAAUUGCGAGUACGAAAGCACGAUGGAUUUUGCUGCUGAUGUUCGUACGAUUUUCAACAAUUGCUAUGUCUAUAAUGGAGAACACGCGACAAUAUCUCAAUUUGCUAAAGAUAUGGAAGAAAUAUUUAACACAGCGUUUGCCAAGAUGCCCGGAGAGUCUGUUUCCGGUAAUCCUGCACAAACACCCGCUGUUCCUAAAACUCCAAAGACGCCAAAAAUUGUCGCAGAAAGUUUAACGCCAAAGACAACUGAACAAAAAAGACCUAAACGUGAAAUUCGACCUCCUCCAUCCAAAGAUCUCCCAGAUACUCACGCUGCGAAACGGAGAAAACCAUCUAAAAAGAAUAAUGAUCUCAAUUUUUGUCGCAGUGUUCUUAAAGAAUUGAGAAAGAAACAACAUUAUCCUUAUGCAUAUCCAUUUUAUGAACCGGUUGAUGCCGAGAAAUUACAAGUUCCUGAUUAUUAUACUGUUAUCAAACAACCCAGGGAUCUUCAAACUAUUGGAAAUAAACUGGAGAAUGAUCAGUAUGAAAAUGCAAAGGUUUUCGAGGAUGAUAUUCGUUUGAUGUUUCGUAAUUGCUACACUUAUAAUCCUCCUGGAAGCGAUGUUUAUCGAAUGGGUCAACAACUUGAAGCUGUGUUUGAUAAGAAAUGGAGAGAGAAACCUAUUCCACAACAAAGGGCUCCGUCUGUUGAAAAUCAAGCAGAAGAAAUGUCAGAAUCCGAGCAAGAGGAUGAAUCACAACAGCAUCUUAAAGCAUUGCAAAAACAUCUUGCUGCGCUUCAAACACAAAUUGCUUCAAUGCAAAAACCAUCGAAAACCAAACCAAAGAAGACCUCUUCAAAAACUCCCAAGACGCCUACUCGUAAGAACAGCACUAAAUCUGUCAAGGAAACUACAGUUAAGAAGACUGUCAAGAAGCCUCGAGCUCUUAGUGCAUCAAAACCUUCCACAGAAGAACAAGUUCCGUUGACACCUGAACAAAAGAAUGAUUUAAGCGAUAGAAUCGGCCUUCUUACGGAAGAAGGAAUGGCAGAUCUUAUUGAGCUUAUUCGUGAAAGUGGUGCUCCUUUGGAGGCUCAAAAUGGAAAUUAUGAACUUGAAAUUGAAUCUGUCGACGCAAAUACUGCACGAAAAAUCUACGAUUUUGUCUUGAGUCAUACAACAAGCCAGAAACCUCCGGCGAAAAAACAACGAAUUGUUUAUGAUGAAGAGGAACAGCAAAGACAAAUCGAGAAAUUAGAAAGCCAGUUGAAGAAAUUCGAAGGGACUUCAGCCGAAGCGCAUGCUCCUGGUACUGCUCAAACUCAGUAUAUCGAGUAUUCCAAUUACGAUGCGUCGCCUGAUCAAUCCAACGAAAGUGAAACCUCAGAUUCUUCGGGUACCGAGACGGAAGAUUCAGUUAAGAGGAAGCCUGCCGCGAAAAAAAGAAAAGCCGAGUCACAAACUCAAAAGGCUAUUCCCGUUCGUAGCAAUACAAAGAAUCAAAAAGUAGUUCCUACACGAACUAAAUCAACUGAGCAAACUACAAAUAAAAGUAUCUCUGCUGUCAACCGAAUCAAAAACGCAUUCAAUUCAACCCAGAGCGUAAACAGCACGACAAUCACCAACCGUAUUAAUGGAUUCCAGCAAACCGCGCAUCCUUAUCAAAGUAGCAGCAGUGUAUCUGAAAUCCAGUUGUUGAACAGAAAUGAAGUGUCUCCGGAAGAGGAAGAAAGAAUCAAAUCAUUAACUAAUUCAUUUUUGUUGGAUCCUUUAAAGAAAGCUGCUGAAGAGCAAAAAGCUAAGCAAUUAAAAGAGGUGGAAGAGAUGAGAGCGAUUGCACGAAAAUUGGAACAGGAAGAUCGAGAACGUCGAGAAAAAGAGCAACGCGAGGAAAAAGAGAGGCGUGAAAGAGAAGAGCAAGCUGAACUCAAAAGACAAGUUGAAUUACGAGAACGUGAUCAAAAACGAAAAGAAACAUAUGAAACGCGUUUAACAGAGAAAAGGAUUGCCGAUGCCAAGGACUUUUACUAUGAACAACUUCGUGAAGCGCAAGCAUUCUAUAUUGUGAAUGAAGGUGAUAUCCAAAAUUUCCACGUUUACAAGACCGGCAUCUUUGGAUGCACAUUGCCACACGAUUAG
This is a messenger RNA of Ambispora gerdemannii, 2295 nucleotides long. The record is from the annotation of a GenBank genome assembly. Lineage: Eukaryota; Fungi; Glomeromycota; Glomeromycetes; Archaeosporales; Ambisporaceae.